GUCAACGCAUCUUGUUCUGAUUGUGCUUACCACCAUUCCUCUCUUGUCUCCGGUACAUGCCGCCGAAUCGUCCGAGCCGCGAAUCACUGAUUACGCCUGGGAGCGCAGAAACAGCGUGCGAUGGAGCAGCGCCUGGUGAAGCAUCGUCACAGUCGUGCCCAACAUCGUCGCGAUGGCCAUCUCAGCCACCGUCGUAGCCCUCUCGAUGGAACAGAAACAGCAGAAUCCCGUUCCUACACCAACCCGAGGCGAGAGGGUCAAAACUCGGGCGUUGCCUUGGCUUCAGAUGAAGGGAACAAUGCUGAUUUGGUGGAAAACUGGCUUUCCAAGGUUAGUCGAAGAGAUCUAGCUCUCACUGAGCCUGUGGGCGGAUAUCAUCCAAUUCAAGGCUACUUGAAUGAUUCGACCUGGAGGCCUCAAGGUCUUCCUUUUGAGAACGCACCGCGACGAAGCCAUAAACGCACCAGGUCUCAGGACAGCUCCAUCAUCAACCCAUCUAAGGUGCCUUCCCUGCUACCUCCAACGACAAGAAGGCACGAGAAAACGAACUCAACCAAACUAAACGACAGCAUUGACCUACCAGGUACCCCUUCUCCAGAAUUUGAGAAGCGACCAAGGCACAAGACGAGGGAAGGUCGAUAUGAUACUCAGGAACGGGUUCGGCAGAGGCGCAAGAAGGGCCGAAAAGAACGACGACCGCCUCCCAAUAACCUACCGAGAAAGAUAAGUUCUUCCGGUCGAGAGGUGAUGGAUAAGUUCCGCUCUGGGGUCAUUCUCAAUGACAGACUCACAUUGCAACCUUGUCGAACGCCUGGGCUUUUCCAAAAUGGGCGUGUAUCGUCACCAAGGCCUGUCGAGGAACUGGCUUUCAAUUCGAUGGCUUCUCUUGAGCAUCCUCCGCCACACCAGUCUUCAUGGCAGCAGAAAAAGCGCUCCCAGUCCAAGCAAAGCCAACGGCGAGAAAGAGAACUGGAAGAGAUGGCGACCUUCAUUGGUCGCAAAGAGACGCCAACGGGACAACAUAAAGAAAGGGGGCAACGGCGAUACCAUGAAAACUCGGAAAACUGGCAAUCAGGUAUAAAACUUCUCGAUGACUACAGCAUACGGCCUGUGCCACAGUUGUCUCCGACAAGAUCUAUUGUGAGUGAAGCCUGUCUAGAGGGAGGUGAGACACGACAACCUCCGCAAAUCAAGUCUGGCAGGUCAACUCAUCCUCUCCGGUCGAGUAGCAGAGCUACAAGCUACAUAACAUGGUCCACAAGCAGCAAUCACCAAAGAACCAUAUCGGAUGACAACAGUGAUCGUUCAUCUAGCAGAACCCCCGAGACUGUUAGAGAAGCCCUUUGGCGGUCCGGUGUAUUCGGCGGAACUGGGCUACGGGGAAAGAAUCCUAAUUUCGAGGCCAGUUUUCACCAGGCUGACGAUUUGUGCAACCACAACAAGACCUUCCAGGGAUGUGAAGAACACGUCACUUUGGAGAAGCCAACAACCAUCGUCCGAUACACCGACAAGGGCGUCAUGACGAACAAUGAACUUCACCAGCCAGCAGUUGGAUCGAAGGCACCCGAGAAUUCAGAGAGCCCAAAACCUUUAGAGGCUAUGGCGAAAGCGGAGCUGCCAACACAACCGGAGAUAAACAAUACACAUUCAAAGAAUGUACAGACAUACUGUUCUGCUGAGGUGGAUUGCGAGACAAAUACUCUCCCGAAAAGAGCUGACGCCGCCACACAAGCAUCCUUUGGAUUACAGUCCACAGAGGACGUCCCCAACCCAGCACCAUCGAAGUUCUUUCAGAGAACACCGGCAGAAACACCCGCUGUUAAUGAGCCCGCAUAUCUAAGCACCGAUAAGAUAGACAUGCAACCAACCACCGCUGUGCGGCCUCGUAUUGAAGCUACAUUAAAUCCUAAACUUGCAAAAGGAGCAGCGGUCCAGCCUCAAAACAGAGAGGUACGAAAUUCGGAGUCUGCGAUGUUUGAUGUGUCUUGGACACCCUCCUCAGCAAGCGAAAGCAGACAUAUCGACCACUUGCUGGCUCAGGAUAGCAUGCUAUUCUAUCGGCCAACUUUUCUCGAAAACAGACCCCCUACGAGGGGCUCAAACAGCCACGAAACGAGCAAUGAAAAAGAUGCGAUUUCAAAGCCAUGGACUUAUCCCCAGACGACCGUACAAGAAAGCCAGCAGAAAGGCCUUCCUCGUGCCCUUACCGUACAAAGUCACGGGUCAGCUCCAAUGCCAAAUGUGUCGCAACUCCAAAGCUCGGAAAGCAUGGCCGACUUCAUCGCUCGCAUAGAACAAGAUGCACUGCGGGACGAAAAAUAUCACAUGGCCUAUCGGCAGAGAGCAGGCGACUUCUCAAUGACAGUGGGCCAACAUGUCGGAGGGAGCGCUCAAGCGAGACGAGAUUCGGGCUUCGAUCAACUCCUUGGAGAACCGGACUGGGUUUAUUAUCAAAGAGAUGAUGAUGCUAAUGCCAACGGCCCAAAAUUAGGAUCAUUUCUGGAGACCGAGCUUUUUGCGCAACCACGGGACUAUCAGCGUCACAGUCCACAAAGGUCCAUUGAUCAGACAGAAGCAUACGAACGGGAAGAGAUGAAUGCAUUCUGGCGACCCAAUUACUUUUGUUACCGAUAGAGUUACUCAGGCUCUUGGCCCUUCCACUUCUCCCGAAGACUUGACACGUCGAUUUCACAUCUUGCCGCUUUGGCAAUGAUGGCAUUCGCCUUUCCUGUUACUGGGGCAUCGAUCAUCAUCCCGUCGAGAGUCCAGGCCCCACGGCCGGCUUUGCUUGCUUUUUCAUCUGCGAUGGCAACACGUACUGCCCAUUCCACUUCCUUUUCACCAGGGGCAAACAGCUUCUGCACAAGAGCCACCUGGUUGGGAUGGAUGCAUUGUU
Messenger RNA from Colletotrichum navitas, 2896 nucleotides. RefSeq lists its product as uncharacterized. The transcript is spliced from 3 exons. Bases 121 to 2634 code for a protein of 837 amino acids. The record is from RefSeq and is a predicted model, not a curated record. Lineage: Eukaryota; Fungi; Ascomycota; Sordariomycetes; Glomerellales; Glomerellaceae.